CAGGGGCCCCCCUGGCCCCUCCCCCAUAGGUGCUGCCACUGGCCCCAAAUCUGCCAUGGACCCCCGUACCGCCUGGUCACGCUGCUGCUGGGCCACAGUGUGACCUGGGUCCCUGUACCGCCUCCCAUUGCUCCCACUCUGCCAUGUGCCACUUUCAGGUCUCCUCACACUGCUGCUGGUUUCCAUUUUGUCAUAGGUUGCUGUAUGGCCUCCCAUUGCUGCUGCCUCCACCGCCACACUGUGGCUCCAAACACUGGUUUUGGCCCCGUGACUGGCCAAAUGAGUGAAGUGUGCGGUGAUUCUAAGAUCGACGGCACUCAUCUGCAUGUCAUACUGAGUGACAGUAUUAUUUUCUCUUCCCCAGCAGACUCCAAGGGCAUUUAAAUUAAAGGUACAGUGUUUCUGCACUAAUAUUA
This is a messenger RNA of Staurois parvus, 416 nucleotides long. NCBI's taxonomy places the organism in Eukaryota, Metazoa, Chordata, Amphibia, Anura, Ranidae. The record is from the annotation of a GenBank genome assembly.